Molecule: messenger RNA, 1254 nt
Organism: Macrosiphum euphorbiae (potato aphid)
Lineage: Eukaryota; Metazoa; Arthropoda; Insecta; Hemiptera; Aphididae
Source: the annotation of a GenBank genome assembly
AUGGCUAAUUUUGAAGAUAUGGCAAUGCUGUUUGCCAUUAAUAACGUCGAGGAACACGAACAUCACAAUAUACAUAAUGAAAGACAGACGCGAAAUCGAGACAUUAUAACAGAUCCUUUUACAUUGUCACAUCGUUUAUUUGUAAAAAACUUUAGACUUACUAAAGACGUUGUUAGAGAUUUGAUUAACCUAUUAAAACCACAUAUAGUUUCAAACCAUAUACGUUCGUCUGCAAUUGAUUUGAAUACUAAAGUUUUUGUAACUUUGAAUUUUCUGGCUACGGGCUCAUACCAGUCUCCUAUUGGUAACAGCCGAUUUAUGGCUCUAUCACAACCAACUGUAUCCCGCUGUAUCAGUGAGACAUUAAUGAACUUACCGAUAUCCGUAAUGGUUUUUACAGAGAUACAGGAUUUCCCGGCGUUAUUGGAUGUAUUGACUGUACCCAAUGUAAUCACACCUCCUUCGUCAAACUUAAACUUAGAUGAAAACCAGCAUCCUGAGCAUAUAUAUAUAAACCGUAAAGGAUAUCAUUCAAUCAACGUUCAAUUGAUUUGUGAUUCAAAGUUAAAAAUAUUGAAUGUUAAUGCAUUAUUCUCAGGCAGUACUCAUGAUAUACAUGUAUGGAACAAUAGUUCUGUGUUACCAAUAUUACAAGAAUUGCACAGACGCAAUUAUAAUGAUUUUUAUUUAUUAGGUGAUUCUGGAUAUCCAUUGCGUCAAUGGCUCCUAACACCGAUAUCAAAUCCUUCCACUGAAGCCGAGGAAUAUUAUAAUAAAAGGCAAAUGUCAACCAUGAGUGUAAUUGAACGCUGCAACGGAGUCCUAAAAAUGCGAUUUAGAUGCUUGUUGAAAGAUAGGACCUUGCAUUACAAACCGGAGAAAGCAUCAUCUAUUAUAAAUGCAUGUAUAGUGCUGCACAAUAUGUGUAUCUCAAACAACAUAGAGCUAGUAGAUGAACCUGAUGUCCGAGGGCUUGAUGAUUUGGGUAUGAUAGAAAAUGAAGAUACUGUGGCGAACCAGUGUUCACCACAUGCUCCCUCCCUAUGUCGGUCGCGCUCCCAGUGUUGGCAGCACCGCUCGGCCCUCCGCGUCGUUCGCGACCGCGAAGCGUCGGGCGGCUGCCAACGGGCUCUCGCUCGGCAACCGUCAACCGACGUACACGACGUGCACAGUCCGUCCCGCCGCCAUGUUUCGACGCCGUUCAAAAACCGCCGCACAAUGACGCACGUGUCCGCGUUUCGUCGUCCCGUCUAA